AUGGUGAGCAGAAGCACUGCGUGUGGAGCAUGCUGCAAGGCAAAAAAGAAUGUUUGGAGUUCUGCUUGGCUGCCAAGUGUUGCGGACGGUAGUAACGACGACGACGUUCCGGGGGCACGUUCGGUUUAUUUCUCAAACCUCGGGUUGGGUGGUUUGUUCAUUUUUAAGGAGGACAGCGAUGACGACGACGAUGACGACGAUCAUGACGGUGGCGACAGCGACUGCGACCGGGUAUCGCCGUCGCUGUCAUUGUUUACGGACAAACCGACCGUUUGCACAGCUGCGUCUAGAGCCAGUUUUUGUGGCGGAGUCCUGCCUCGAGGCCUCGUCUACUACGCGCCGUGA
Molecule: messenger RNA, 345 nt
Organism: Soboliphyme baturini
Lineage: Eukaryota; Metazoa; Nematoda; Enoplea; Dioctophymatida; Soboliphymatidae
Source: the annotation of a GenBank genome assembly